This is a messenger RNA of Exserohilum turcica Et28A, 1025 nucleotides long. RefSeq lists its product as uncharacterized. The record is from RefSeq and is a predicted model, not a curated record. NCBI's taxonomy places the organism in Eukaryota, Fungi, Ascomycota, Dothideomycetes, Pleosporales, Pleosporaceae. The transcript has a single exon. The coding region runs from base 1 to 705 and encodes 234 amino acids.
AUGGGCAAUGUCAGAUGCAUUGGCCCGGAUGCGAUCUGCGAAUCUGCAAACGGCAGCAAGACGAUUUGGGUCGAGGCGUUGCGGACGGGGAGUGGCUGGCCUCUUGGAUCGUCGCAGCCAAGAUCAGACGUCGGAGGUUUCGGCAGGCUAAGCAAGAACCGGCCAGGAACCCCACACAGCUACACCAUCUACUUGUAUCCACAUGCACCCUCCAUCCACCCACCCACCCCCGAUCUGGCCCUGCGGCACAACUCGCGGUGCCGAAGUAGCGGCAUGGAGCACGCCCAUUACGUCGCUGGCCCCCGCCCCGGCCGACAUGGCUCUGCUGCCGAUCCCGACACAGCCUCGCCGCAGGCCCUGCCCAUGCCGCCCCCCUCCACGCCCACGGCUGCCAUGCUGAUGCAGAUCGGCUUGGAUGGCGCGCGAGGACGCAUGCGGCCGCCCCGUUUCAGUUUCCACCAUGACUCUUCCAUUGACCGGCAAAAGUCUCGUCUUCAUGCGUUCGCAUGCCCUCCUCCGCAUUUCUGGAACGUCGAAAACACCGCCCAAGGGCCAGUCAUGCUCCCAACUCCUGUCAGUCUUGGGAUGGUUUCAAGUCGUGUCUGCUGGGAAUCUGGCGGCUCUUCUCUUCCCGAACCGACCGUGUGUGUCUACCAAAGGCUCUAUUGGCCGCGCUGUCGUCAGGCCGCCAUCUGCUCGCCCUGAGGACCACAACGGCCAUGACAAUGUCUGACGACUGAGACACGCUGUGCUUGCAGAUUCACAAAGUCGUCCGACCCAAGGGCGCCCGCCGUGUGACAGGCCGUUCAACGGCGCAUCGCAAUCAAACGUUACGGAUGAGCCACAAACAUGUCAAGUCGCCCGGAGGAACCAUGGCCAUCAGCGCCAUCGCGCCUUACGGCAUUCCCCGCCUGUCAAUGCAACCUACCUGAAUACCGGUCCAGCGACUUUCUGAUAUGCGUCCAUUCUGCUAUUCUAAUCAGAGACAAUGACCUGCUAAAGUCCUACCAGACGUGUGUGUGUAG